AUGACCUCCGCCGCCGCGCCGCCAACAUCGCUGCACCGCCCGGCGGUGAGCGCCACACACGGAGCCAGAGCGUCCGUCGCGGCGUCGAGCAACAGGGUGCACCUUGGUAACCUCGAGCACCUCUUCCGAAGCCGCGGUGCCGUCGAGAGCAGUGGGACUGCCGCGGCGCCUGUGCAGCCGGCACGCAGGAGGCAGCAGGCACCGCUGCUGCGGCUGCCGUCCUUCUUCAAGCGGGCCAAGGGCGACUUCGCCGUGGCCAAGGAGGAGCAGGUGGACUUGUCGCCGCGCCUGUUCCAGCCGGUGCCGCCCGACGGGCCGUCGCCGCGUGGGGACAUCGCGGCGUCGUGGCGGCGGCUGCACGGCGAGGACGGCUGGCGCGGCCUGCUUGACCCGCUGCACCCGGACCUCCGCCGCGAGAUCGUCCGCUACGGGGAGUUCGUCGACGCCGCGUACGGCGCGUUCCUUUCCCAGCCCGACGCCACGCCGGGCGACCUCGCCGCCCCCGUGCACGUCCCGCUCCAGGACGCGGCCUACCGCGUCACGGCGCCACUAUUCGCAACCUCGUCCGUGGGCUUCCCGUCCUGGCUCGCGCUUGCCGCGCCGUGCGCCGCGCAGCGCACGAGCCUCGUCGGGUACGUGGCCGUGUGUGACAGCCCCGACGAGGUCCGACGUAUGGGCCGGCGCGACAUAAUCAUCGCACUCCGUGGGACCUGCACGGUCCUUGAGUGGGCUGAGAACUUCCGCGCCGGUCUCGUCCCGGCCACCGAAGCGGUUGACGCCGCAGCUUCGGCGGUCUCCGCCUCCGACGCAAAGGUGGAGUGCGGGUUCCGGAACCUUUACAAGACAGCCGGCGACGGUUCGCCGAGCUUGUCAGAGAUGGUCGUCACCGAAGUGCGCAGACUACUGAAAAAGUACGAGGGAGAGGAGGUGAGCAUCACGGUGACGGGUCACAGCCUGGGGGCGGCGCUGGCGGUGCUGAUCGCCGACGAGCUCGCGGGCCACGGCGACGCGCCGAAGCCAGUGACGGUGUUUUCGUUCGGGGGACCGAGGGUGGGGAACCGCGCGUUCGCGGAGCGCGUGGAGGCCCGGGGCGCGCGCGUGCUCCGCGUGGUGAACGCGCACGACGUCGUGCCGCACCUCCCGCCGCGGCCCGGCGGCCGGUGGUACGCUGAUAUCGGCCGCGAGCUCCGCCUUGACAGCCGCGCAUCCCCGUACCUCCGUCCCGAUGCCGACGCCGCCUGCUGCCACGACCUGGAAGCGUACAUCCACCUCGUCGACGGCUUCCUCAGCUCGCACUGCCCCUUCCGCGCCAACGCCAAGCGCAGCAUUCUGCGGCUGCUCAAGAACCAGGGUGGCAACGUCAAGCAGCUCUACAUCAGCAAGGCCAUGGACAUGCGCGCCCGGCUCGACGCCGGUGGCGCCGUUGACAUGCCUGGCUCGCCGCUCAGUCGUCUCGGUGCGCCGAGCACCGUGCUUGAGUGCGUGCACUGA
Molecule: messenger RNA, 1491 nt
Organism: Triticum turgidum subsp. durum (durum wheat)
Lineage: Eukaryota; Viridiplantae; Streptophyta; Magnoliopsida; Poales; Poaceae
Source: the annotation of a GenBank genome assembly